CCCAAUUGCUUGCAUCUCCGCAUCCAACAUCUUUGCUUACAAUUCUCUUCUUUCAACUGCGCGCCGUCAAACCUGGAAACCCGAUAUCUAGGGUCACCCUGGAGAAUUCAUGAUCACCUCGAAGCUCGUCCGGCCUAUACUAUCUACCAGCGCCGCAUUUGCCUCGUUUAUCCGCCCUGCAAAUACCCCGCAGUUUCAGGGAAUUGGGUUGGGAUCUGGGAUUUUCCAGCAGCCGUUGAGAAAGAUGCAUAUCCAAAGUAUUCCUAUGUGUAUGUGCUGUUCAGCCCGUGGUAUUUAUCUAGUCGUCGGUAAUCAAGCCGGCGGUGGAGGGGAACUUGCUUGAGCUGCACCGGGUGAGGAGAGGAAAGAGAGCGGAAUAUGCCCUUCCGGAGAAUCGAUGGCAGCAGGAAUAUACUGUUGAUGCUGAGUACAAUGGCUGAUAGCGAUGCUCAUCAGGGGUUGGGUCGUCCAACAACUACGCCUACCUCGUCAGUGACGAUGAGACGAAAGAUGCGGUCAUCAUCGACCCAGCCAAUCCUCCCGAAGUUACACCCAUCCUAUCCGAGAAAUCCAAAACGCUCAAUCUCACCGCGAUCAUGAACACCCACCACCACUGGGACCACGCCGGCGGCAACAAGAAAAUCCUGUCCUCGCUACCCUCCCAGAUACCCGUCAUCGGCGGCGCAGAUUGCGAGGCCGUGACCAAGACCCCCCCGCACAAUUCGACCUUCUCCAUUGGCAAGAACAUCCAAGUCACGGCCCUGCACACCCCCUGCCACACGCAGGACAGUAUCUGCUGGUUCAUGGAGGACUCCAAGACGAACGAACGCGUCGUGUUCACGGGCGACACAUUGUUCAUUGGUGGAUGCGGGAAAUUCUUCGAGGGCAAUGGCGCAGAGAUGCACAAGGCGCUGAAUGAGGUCCUUGCGGGUCUGCCGGACGAUACCAAAGUCUACCCGGGCCACGAGUAUACCAAGUCGAACGUCAAGUUUUUGAAAAAGGUGCUCCCGGGCAACGAGGCGGUCGACACACUCGAGAAGUUCGCGGACGACAAUCAGCAGACGCAGGGCAAGUUUACCAUCGGACAGGAGAAGGCACAUAAUGCCUUCAUGCGGGUGCACACGGACGAGAUGAAGAAGGUCACGGGCGAGACGGAGCCCGCUGCGGUCAUGGCUAAAUUGAGAGAGAUGAAGAAUGCUGGUUAAAAGUUUUGAGGCUGUUGUAUUUCAAUGAACGGUAGGGAUGAUGCCCACCAUGACGUUUGUGUAGGUAGAUGACUCUCCGUGACUUGCGAAGACAAGCAAGGAAGUUUUAAUCUCCGCCGCGUUAGCUAGCCGUAGGAUCCUCAAUCUUCCAAGUCGCCUGUAGAGUAAGUCCUCAUUGCCGCAGUAGAAUCACCUGCAAAGGCGUGAGCUGUUUGUG
Exophiala xenobiotica is the source of this 1422-nucleotide messenger RNA. Its product is annotated as hydroxyacylglutathione hydrolase, variant. The coding region runs from base 597 to 1205 and encodes 202 amino acids. The record is from RefSeq and is a predicted model, not a curated record. NCBI's taxonomy places the organism in Eukaryota, Fungi, Ascomycota, Eurotiomycetes, Chaetothyriales, Herpotrichiellaceae. The transcript has 2 exons. Gene Ontology annotation, molecular function: hydroxyacylglutathione hydrolase activity.